AUGGUGGCACAAUCGUCCUUAGUGGGGCAGGUCAAGGCUUGCCAAUAUGAAGAUCCCCGUCUUGCUAGACUGCGAGAUCGAGUGCAAAAUGGGGGCGUUAAGUCAUUCUCUAUUGAUGGCGAAGGCGUGUUACGUUGUCAUGGUAGACUGUGUAUUCCUAUGGUGGGUAAUAUGAAGCAACUAAUUCUUGAAGAGGCUCAUAGCUCACGAUACUCCAUCCACCCAGGUGCUACGAAGAUGUACCAAGACUUGCGUGGAUUAUAUUGGUGGAAAGGUAUGAAGGAUGAUAUUUUGAAACAUGUGACAAGUUGCUUAAAUUAUCAGCAGGUUGAGUUGAGUACAACUUUUCAUCCACAAACUGAUAGACAGUCUGAGCGAGUUAUUCAGAUUUUAGAGGAAAUGCUUAGAGCUUGCGCGAUUGAUUUUGGUGGUCAUUGGGACGAUCAGUUGCCUUUGGCAGAUUUUGCUUAUAAUAACAGCUACCAAUCGAGUAUACAGAUGGCGCCGUUUGAGGCUCUAUAUGGUCGCAGGUGUCGCUCACCAGUUGGAUGGUUCAAACCGGGCGAAGCACAACUAUUAGGUCCAGAUCUGCCAUAA
Lycium barbarum (goji berry) is the source of this 597-nucleotide messenger RNA. RefSeq lists its product as uncharacterized. The transcript is spliced from 3 exons. Bases 1 to 597 code for a protein of 198 amino acids. The record is from RefSeq and is a predicted model, not a curated record. Gene Ontology annotation, molecular function: nucleic acid binding. Lineage: Eukaryota; Viridiplantae; Streptophyta; Magnoliopsida; Solanales; Solanaceae.